Messenger RNA from Haliotis rubra (blacklip abalone), 3967 nucleotides. Its product is annotated as PH-interacting protein-like. Gene Ontology annotation, cellular component: nucleus. Gene Ontology annotation, biological process: regulation of transcription by RNA polymerase II; regulation of cell shape; cytoskeleton organization. Lineage: Eukaryota; Metazoa; Mollusca; Gastropoda; Lepetellida; Haliotidae. Gene Ontology annotation, molecular function: protein binding. The record is from RefSeq and is a predicted model, not a curated record.
CCACCAGAAUGGCUUACUGAUACCAUUCCACGCAAGGCACCAUUUGUCCCUCAGAUGGGAGAUGAGGUGAUGUACUUCCGCCAAGGCCAUGAGCUCUACCUGAAUGCAGUGGUCAAGCACAAAGUGUAUGAAGUGAAUCCCAACAACAACCAGCCCUGGCACAAGAAUCCAAAACUCAGGGAACAAGAGCUGGUGAAGAUUGUUGGCAUCAAGUAUGAAAUCCGCCCUCCGAGACUCUGCUGCCUCAAGCUUGCGUUCAUUGACCAUGAGAGCGGGAAGCUGACAGGAGGAACGUUCUCCAUCAAGUACCACGACAUGCCUGAUGUCAUUGACUUCCUGGUGCUCAAACAGACCUACAACAUUGCCAUGCAGAGGAAAUGGAAACCCAAUGACCGGUUCCGUGCUAUGAUAGAUGACCACUGGUGGAUGGGCACAAUCCAAUCCCAGGAACCCUUCCAGGCAGAGUUCACAGACAGCAUGUACCAGUGCUUCAACGUCCACUGGGACAAUGGAGAACAUGAGAAGCUGAGUCCGUGGGAUCUGGAGCUGAUUGAUGAGGAAAACGGAGUAAAGAACACAGUAUGCCUCAGGAUAAGAAAAAGUGUACCAGGAGACGUUGGUGGGGGAGUGAUGGUUGAGAAGGAGGAGUUGAAGAAGCUGCUGUAUAACACCGGGGCCAAUGAGUGGCCUUCAUGUGGCCGGGAUGAGGAGUGUGACAGGAUCGUUCAUGGGCUGGAGGAGGUGAUGCAGCAUUCAAUGGCUGAGCCCUUCAAUGCACCAGUUGACCUGAAUGCCUUUCCACUGUAUGCCCAUGUAAUUGAAUACCCUGUAGACCUGAGCACCAUCAAGGCCAGACUGGAGAACAGGUUCUAUAGGAGAGUGAAUGCUGUCCAGUUUGAUAUUAGGCAUAUUGAGUCCAAUACGGCAAAAUUUAAUGAGCCAGGAAGUGCCAUUGUACAAAAGGCAGGAAUCAUCACCGAGACGAUGCUAAGCUUCAUCAGUGACAGUGAUGCUGUGGAUGCUAUGCCAUUCCUGGCGCAGGAGAUGAAGGAGAGAAAGAUGAACAGUUCCUCCUCUGAUACCGAUGAUGUCACUGACGAUGCCACCAGCAGUCGGAAGAGAAAAAGGGGAGAUAAAGUGAAGGCCAACAAGAGGUCGCGUCUGGAAAAGCCCGUGGACCCCAACAAGUGGAAGUCAGAGUGUUCGCAGCUCAUUGCCAGGAUCCUAGAGUGCGAGGACAGCAAGCCAUUCAGGACUGCUGUUGACCCUGAAGAAUAUCCAGACUACUACAAGUUUGUUGAGAACCCCAUAGACUUUGGCCAAGUGCAGGAGAAGGUGGACACUGACCAGUAUACAAACCCAAUUGAGUUGUGUCGGGAUGUCAGACUCAUCUUCAUCAAUUCAAAGUCCUACAACACCAACAAGAAAUCUAGAAUAUAUGCAAUGACCUUACGGUUGUCAGCCAUGUUUGAAGAUCAGAUCAAGGAGAUUACCAGCCACUGGAAGUAUGCCACUAAAAGCAGACAACUGCCUAAACCAUCUGGCAGCAAAUUGUCCCGUACAAGUAUCAAGACAAAUGGGAACUUGCCAUCAGCAAGCCGUCGUGACAGAGCCCCAGGGUCAUCGACUGACAGCAGCCAGCAGUCAUCCAGCGCCAGCUCCAGCAACACUCCAGUCCGAGUGACGAGGUCACACGGAGGAGGUGGCGGAGAGCGGGGUUCGGCGGAUGGUUACAGCAGUGGUCCAACACCCUACCCCCGGUCCCGGAGAACUGCCCACACUUCACGGGUGUCAGCCCGUAAGGUGAUAAGGAGUGAUGGAGAGAGUGAGGAAGAUGAAGAGACGGAGGUAGAGGAAGAAGAGAAGGUGAAUGUUGAAGAUGAUGAGGAAGAAGCAGAGGAAGUUGGGAAGGUUCGACGGACCAAACGGAAAGUGUCUCGCCGCCAAGUCCUGGUUCAGGAUGAGUCUGAGGAGGAGGAGGAGGAGGAAGAAGAAGAGGAGGAGGAGGAGAUAGCUACAAAACCACGGGGAAAGGUCCAGCAAAAACGUAGCAAAAACCGGGCAUCAGGUGGGAAAAGUAAAGGGGGGUGUUUCAAACGGUCACUCCAAACCUUCUUACAGAACACGGGCCGCCACGGGCAAAGUUAAACCUGCUAAGUACAUGCCUGAUGAAAGUAGCUCAUUAGUGUCUAAAUCAGAAUCAAACUCUGCAACCACAUCAUCAACCACGUCGCCUAGAGGCAGAACAUCAUCAUCAGAUAGCAGUAGUAGCAACAACAACAGUGGAAGCGGCACUGAUGACCACGAUGAUGAAGAUGACAAACAGCACAGUGACUAUGUGAACUCAUCCAGAUCUUCCAAACGUGGAGCAGCAAAACCGGCCACCAGGUCAAUCCAGAAACAAGUAGAAAUAGUGCGCCAUAGUGCGAGAGAACGGCGGAAAGUUCAAGACAAUAUUUUUGUGUACGAACAACAAAGAAAAUCCAGAAUCAAGACCAGAAACCAAGGGAGGAGGACAGUGCAGUAUCAAGAAGAUGAGAGUGACAAUGAGCGAGCAAAUGGUCGGAAUGGAAUGGUGGAUUCCGACUCGGACUCAGACUCAAGUGAAAACCGGUCAUCUCCAGACAUGACCACUACGAGUAGUAGGGGUCGUAUACGGAAACUUACACCGCGUGCCAGAGCUAGUCUGAUGGGAGACUGACAUAUGGAAGGUCAUCUCAUCUAAGUGCUUUACAGUGGUGCAUCAUAUGGAUACUUCGCUCAAAAUACUGCCAUAAUGUACGCCCAACUGGUUACCGUGUGGUAUUACUCAAAUGUGCUUGUGUGUGAAGACUUUACUGUGUGGAUGUUUGCGUGAACCUGAAGUUUUCUUUGAAGACCAGAGUGUGAAUAUUAUGCAAAUGUGUGAACUCUUACCAAGCAUUUAAUUCUCAUCACUUUUUCACUUUGCAAAGAGGAAAGUAACGCAUUGCUCUUAGAGUAGAAGUGUUCUGAAGUCUUCAGUACGACCUAGUUGGAAUCAAAAUCUGAAAACAGUGACACACUGUGAAAUAUUUCUACCCGAUUAGUUAGCCAGCUGUAGCAUUCAAACUGAGGCAAAUCUAGACACGUCUGUGAUUAAUAUGUGUGAUUGUGCAAGUCAAUUGCAGUAUCACAUUUGCUCAACGAAACCAUUUUUGCAAAUGCCAAUGAAUCAGAGUAGUAAUUCUCUAUCAGUCUGGUGAUAUGAUGCUACAGCUACAUUGUAGGAUAAAUAAGUAAAGUUCAUCCUCAUUGUGUUAUUCAUUGUAUGUUUCAUUGUUGUUUUAUCAUCGGCUUAUCACAGAGAGUAAUGUGACUGUGGCAGCAUAUGGAGUCAUUUCUCCUCCUCAGGAAAUAGUGCUUAUGUGAUGAACUGUAUCAUUUAAACACAGCGAUUCAUGUUGUUGUAGUAAAGCUAACAAAUACUGGUGUGCCAGCCAUGGAGAAACUAAUUGAAGUUUAUUAUCGGAGAUCAGAAAAGUGGGGAAUUUCUUUAAUUAAAAUUGUCUCAUUUGAUGUACCGGGUAAGUAAAUUUAGUUUCCUGUACCCAACUGCACCCUUUAGUCUACCGACAUAACUAUGCCGUUGAUCUACAGUUUAAGCACAGUGAGACCCUGUUAAUGUGGACAGUGAGACCCUGUUAAUCUGGACUAUGUGCUUUCCAGUCAGAUAACCUUGAUCAACAAGUGUCUGAAUUUACCAACCAGCAUGAUGUUCCUUUCACUGUAUGGACACUGAGAAAAGUGGUUGUGCAGAACUCAUGUUUUUUUUUAUUAAUAUGGUUUCAUUGUACAUUGUUUGUCUGGUUUAUGAGUUAUGAUGGUCUGUUUGAUUGACAUAUAGAAGUUCGUGAGUAAUAAAAAAGUAAGAUUCUUUAUGGAUAACAACUUCUUUAUUAUAUUUGAUGCGACGUUUCGGUAUGGAUUCUUAUACCGUUGUCAAGCA